CUGUUAAAAAAACCCCACCCGUUUCUUCCACUUUGAAAGAAAAUCCACCCCUCUCCUAUUUGAUUAUUCCCGUCAACGAAGACGCUGCCGGCAGCGGGAGAGCAUCCUGAACCAGCAGGAGCAUCCGGUAAUCCUUCUCCCUCCGACGACAGCGAGAGCAUCCCGGAAGCCUUCUCCCUCCGGCAGCAGCGGGAGCAUCCCGGAAACCUUCUUCCUCGGGCGCAACAGAGACAAACCCUCUCUUCUUCCUUCUCCUUUUGUCUUAUUCGUAUAAAUUAGGUUUAAAUAAGGGGGUUUGGAAUGGAGCCUUAACUAAGAGGCAAAUGUGAUAAGUGUAAAUUUCCUCUUGCUUGUCGAUGGAACUUCAGUCUCCCAGGAUUGCGGCCGUUCUGGACGAGGACCACUACAACAAUGCAACGCCGGUCGAGUCCCCAGCAGCAAGGCAGCGCCGACGCAACGUCGACAGAGUUGGUGGACGCCGGACGGGUUGGUUGGAACCGAUGAUGAUUGACUGGUCGCUCUUGGUAGAAGGGAGAAGUAAAGAAGGCAGUGGGAAUGGAAGGAAAAGAAGGCCUCCGAGUCCCCUGAGUUUCGUCAGUGGCGAGAAUGACGACGAAGGUUAAAUCUCCUUUUGGUGAGUUUUUUUUAGUUGUGGAUUGUGUUUCGGUUUAAUAGUGGAUAAAUUUGACUUUUUGUU
This is a messenger RNA of Linum trigynum, 697 nucleotides long. The record is from the annotation of a GenBank genome assembly. Lineage: Eukaryota; Viridiplantae; Streptophyta; Magnoliopsida; Malpighiales; Linaceae.